GUGGGUGCGGGUGGUCCCGCCCGCCGCCCCACCCCUGCCCGUUUCCUGGACCUCGAGGCCGGAAGGGGCCGGAGGGCAGUGGAUGCGGAUGCGCAUGGAGCGGGUGGUAGUGAGUAUGCAGGACCCCGACCAGGGCGUGAAGAUGCAGAGCCAGCGCCUGCUUAUCACCGUCAUUCCCCACGCAGUGACUGGUGAGGCCCCGCCGGGGGAGGUGAGGGGGUGCCGCCUUGCCUCGGCCUCCCCACACCCCAGUCUCUGCUCUGCAGGCAACGACGUCGUGGAGUGGUUGAUCCAAAAGUACUGCAUCGCAGAGGAUGAGGCCCUGCACCUGGGCACACUCCUGGUGCAGCAUGGCUACCUAUACCCACUGCGAGACCCCCGUCGCCUCCUGCUCCAGCCGGAUGAAACACCCUAUAGGUUCCAGACGCCCUAUUUCUGGAUGAGCACCCUGUGGCCAGCCGCUGAGCUAGACUAUGCCAUCUACCUGGCCAAGAAGAACAUCCGAAAGCAGGGGGCCCUGGUUGACCAUGAAAAGGUGGGAUACCACCACCCCUCCCCUGCCACCCCGGCUGAGUCCAGCCAGAGGAACCCAAGCCCCACUAGUGGAGCACACAGCCCAGGCUCCAAGCUGAUUCAGAUGCACAAGCACACACACCCUAUAGAGGGGGUCUCAGAGGGGAGGUGGGGGGUACACCCCCCAGAGCUGGGUGUAGGCAAGAGUUUCCCACUGGAGACCUUCAACCACCCUCAGGCCCACUAUGACCAGUUGCACAGGAAGAUCAACCACACAUGGGACCUGGUGGUGAUGCAGGCGAGAGAGCAGCUGCGGGCAGCUAAGCAGCGCAGGAAGGGGGACAGGCUGGUCAUCGCAUGCCAGGAGCAGACGUACUGGCUGGUGAACAGGCCCCCGCCAGGGGUCCCCAGUGUGCUGGAGCAAGGUCCAGAGAGGGGUUCCUGCACUGCCAGACAGGUGCAGAUGACCAAGACGGUGGAUUUCUAUAAGCGGGAGAUUGAGUGCUGUCGGAAGGCACUGGGCAGGACCCGGGUGAAGUCCUCUGUCUGCCUCGAGGCGUACCUGAAGUUCAGCAGCCAGCGUGGGCCACACGACCCCCUCCUGUCAGGGUGCCUGCCCAGCAACCCCUGGGUCACCGACGAUGACACCUACUGGGCCAUGAAUGCACCCAGACAGAGUUCAGUGGUGAGAAGCCCCCCUCCCCUGCUCCUGGCCCCCCAUCAAAGAGGCUGCUGCCUGGGCACCCCUCCUGAGUUUCCACCAGCCCUGGGUGUGCCUGAUCUGAUGCCCGGACCCCUAGCCGAGAACCUCAGCUUCUGGGAGGCCUGUGAGGAGCUGCGCCAUGGAGGGCAGGCCCAGGUCCCCGCCCUGGUAGAUGCCGUGUACCAGCAGUUCCUGGCCCCUGGCGCUGCCCGCUGGGUCAACAUUGACAGCCGGACGAUGGAGCGAACCCUGGAGGGUCUGGGUCGGCCCCACCGCCACGUGCUGGACGACGCCCAGCUGCACAUCUAUAUGCUGAUGAAGAAGGACUCGUACCCGAGGUUCCUGAAGUCGGACCUGUACAAAGACCUGCUGGCGGAGGCUGUGGUCCCCCUGGAGACGAAGCGCCGGGUGUUCCCAUUCAUGUGGAAGCCGCGGCAUUCCAGCCCCAGCCUUGCUCUCCUUCCCACCUCCACCUCUGGGGAGCCUGAGGCUGCUGCCGGUAGCCCUGGGGGUGGUGAUGGGGAGACCUAGGUGGGCCUGAGUGGGAGGAGGUGGCCAUCAUGCCCUUGUCACCCUCCUCUUGCCCAGGGUCCUGACAGCUGCUGAGACCCGCAGCACAGGGUCCCCUCUUGCCCAGAGGGCCCAGCCUUGUGGGGAGGAAGUGGGGGAGGAUGCCAUCUCCAGGGAUCCUCGUUUUCCCUUGUCAUGCCCUCCUUCCAGAAGGGUCUGGUCUAUGGGCUGAUCCCCACAAGGCAGGGGGGCCCUGGACUGAGUUGGCAGAGGCCUGGCAUUCCUUGCUGGCACCCAGCCCCACCUUUGGAACUGACACUCAGAGUAAGAGGCACAGUCUGGUGGUCACCAGCAGGGGGCAUGAAAGUGCAGGGGGUUGUGCCACUCCCACCAGGCCGCACCAGCCUUCCUCUUCUGUGGUCUCCCAGAGGCCACAGCUUUGCCACCCUGUUGGACAGAAAUGGUUCCAGCCCUGUCACCCCUCCAACAACCGGUCCUGGUUCACAGUAGGGGCAGUAGAGCCUUUUGGGGAAAGAUGCCAGUGGUCCUUGCUCAGAAGGCCCCCUCCCCGAGACUCUGGGUGAUAGGUGAAAGCUCCUUUGGGGGUGCAGCCAGACACCCCUCCCUCAGGGCUGGUCACACCCUCCCGCUCCUGGCACAGAAAUAAAAGACCCUCGGAUUCUCA
Camelus dromedarius (Arabian camel) is the source of this 2411-nucleotide messenger RNA. RefSeq names its product regulator of G protein signaling 11 (gene RGS11). Gene Ontology annotation, molecular function: GTPase activator activity. Gene Ontology annotation, cellular component: plasma membrane; neuron projection; cytoplasm. The record is from RefSeq and is a predicted model, not a curated record. The coding region runs from base 83 to 1747 and encodes 554 amino acids. Lineage: Eukaryota; Metazoa; Chordata; Mammalia; Artiodactyla; Camelidae. Gene Ontology annotation, biological process: G protein-coupled receptor signaling pathway; positive regulation of GTPase activity; regulation of G protein-coupled receptor signaling pathway. The transcript is spliced from 14 exons.